UGGUUUGUCCUCACAGGAAAUGAGGUGGAGUGUGUUGCCCGGUACAGUCUGUGUACUAAAAGCCAUGAAGUUGUCAGCAGCAAUAAAGAGUAUGCACACAAAUAAUUGUAUCAUGACUUUAAAUGCCAUGUGUCUCAACGCUGUCAGUGAACAGUUGGAUGUUUUGGGGACAACAGCGAUACUUGGUCUUCCGGAGAAACUUCUAAGAGAGCUUCUUCCCUAUUUGGAUGUGAUCCAGCUGGAUGAGCUCCAAGCAGGCCUCAACCUCAAAGGAAUAUCCACGCUCUCUUCAUGGGUGGAACUCUCCGGGCGAUUGCAAGGCAGGGGCAAAAAGUCCCAGGUUCACACGGAGCAAGACGUGAAACAAGCAGUCAUGGAGCAGAUAUUUGCCACCGUCAUCAACGACUGGCACCUUUCUUCCACUGUUUGGAAGCAUUUAAACACCUCAACCUUGUUUUUGGCGGCAGCUAAAAGCAUCAACUCCCUGACACUGUCCUCAGAGCACAACUUUGAGGUCAACUUUGUAAGCAAAUGUCGACAGACGCCCGUUCUCAGCGUUCUGGAGAAGACGGUGACUAAGCUCACAUUGUGGUUGGAGAAGACUGAGCCCAGGGAGAAGGAGGAGUUACUGAUGGGCAUCAUCCAUCGCCUGGUGCAACAUGGCGUCACCAAACAUGUCAUUCUACGCACCUGUGAAGAUAGCCUCUUAUCUAAAGUGCUGUUGGCUGGAGGAUGUCUGAGCGGGGGACGCACCCGCGAUGAUGAUGAAGAAGAGGACAAAGAAGGCCCCCCGGCAAAGAAGCACAAAUACGUUUUUUGUGAAAAAGUCCCGACUUACACAGAGUGUUCAAAAAGAGCCUUUGAACAUCUGGAACUGGUGGACUGUACAUCCAGUCUCUAUUGGAAGCUGACGGAAACACUUCCUUCCUGCUCCAACCUGACGUCUCUGACGCUGCGCAGCCACAAAGGCUUUUCAUUUCUGGACGUGAUGUUCCUCGCCCGGGCGCUGAAGGCCCGAUGCUCCCACGUGUCCCUCAGACGUCUGUCCAUCGAAACGCUGAAAUGCCCGUCGCUGCUGACCGACCUGUUGCACGCCUGCCCCCGGCUGACGGAGCUCAACGUGACAUUCGAGAGCUUCUCUGUGGACAAUCAGCCGCUGACGGGCGACACGGGUGAACUUCCGCUGAAGCGCCUGUCAGUCAAACUGACCCAGCAGAUGGCCACGCCCACCUUCCUCUUGCCCGUGCUGAGACGCUGCCCCUGCCUGGUGAGGCUGCAUGUACAAGCCGUGCGCCUGCAGAGCCAGCACUCUCACAAGCAACUGCUCAGCAUGCUGUCAGAGUGCAAUGGCCACCUGACAUGUCUCCACCUGGAGAACCUCAACAUGUCUGAUUGUCUGCACGAGAUCCUUAACGUCGUGCGAGCGUGCAAGCUGGAAGAGCUCCGCCUUCACGACUGCCGCCUCCUGGAAGAGCAGAGCAAUAAGCAGGAGUCUUUGCGGCUUCUGGUGGGCGCCCUGAAGGCGGCGCCGUCCCUGCGCAAGCUCAUGUUGUCUCAGAACCGCCUCGCCUGCGACGUGCACGUGCUGGCGGAACUCUUCUCUGGACCAACGCCGAGCUCGGUGGAGCACCUGGAUGUUCGCCUCAACUCCAUCAACCCGGUGGACCUGAUGCACUUGGCCGAGGCUAUGACGGCGUGUCCCCCGCCGCGCCAUCUCACCCUCGACCUCAGGGAAAACCUGGGAGACCAUGACAAUGAUGAAUGGAAUGCCGCGCUGGACAAGCUCCGCCCACUCUGUCAGACGUUGGUCAACAGCAACAUGUAACAAGGCCACGAGUCAGCAGGAGUGUUUCAUUCAAUAAAAGCGUUGUCUCUUGCUCAGAUAAGGCGACACAA
This is a messenger RNA of Nerophis lumbriciformis (worm pipefish), 1896 nucleotides long. RefSeq names its product leucine-rich repeat-containing protein 41-like. The record is from RefSeq and is a predicted model, not a curated record. NCBI's taxonomy places the organism in Eukaryota, Metazoa, Chordata, Actinopteri, Syngnathiformes, Syngnathidae.